AUGUCCGAUUUGCAAUUUCCGAUUGAUGUGAGCGGCGUUCAAAAAGAUCAUCCAUUUCUGGACAAAGAUUCUCUCCAGUCGUUAUUCCGAAGACUUCACGCUCUUAAUCGUUGUGCCAAAAUGAAAAUUGAUAAUCCUCCUAAAAAUUCUAUGGACGAUUCAGACGAAGAUGAUCAAUGUGCUCUGAGUGAAAAAUGGACGUUUCAACCGGAAUCGAGAAGAUGGUCGAGAUUGUGCGACGUAGCCGAUCAUCAUCAUCAUCAUCAUCACCAUUAUCAUCAUCACGGUCAAAACGGUCAUCACGGGGAUCACAACAAUUUACAUAAUAACACAACAGGUUCUAGUAACACAUCAGAAGAAAAACCGGAUUCAUCGUUGGAAUCCUCGGAUCGUUUGAUGUCUUCCGGUGAGGAUUUGAUAGCGACCGAAGACGGUGGUGGUCCGAUCAUUGAAAAUUUCCGUUACGGAAGUCUUCCCCAGGGUUCCAUAUCGGCCGACAGCGAAUUAUUAGCCGUACGAUUUCGUCGUACGAAUAGCGAAAAAUUAAGAGACAGCGCGAAAGCCAUACUUCGACGAAUGGAAUCCCUUAAAUCCCGUCGUAGAAAAAAACAAAAUGUCGACAACGUUAUAAUAAGCGGUCCGAAAGUCGUAGACAUACCCACAAUGCAGCAAAAAAUGAAAGAUUUAAAUUGCGUCGAGGUAUCGUCCACGGCGACUUCCGGUUCUUCACCCGAAAAUUUUUCACCAUCCUUUUAUUAUCUUCCUCCUCUUUGCCAUUAUCCAUCUCCUCCUCCGUUUGCAGAUGAUAGUUCUAGUUAUUGUUCGGAUAACAGUCAGGGCACUCCGGUGUAUCAGAGAACUAAAAAUAAAUUGCACAGAGCGAAGAAAUUUUUUCAUCAUCACAGUAGGAAAUCCGACGAAUCCGGUGCUUUGUCCGAUUCGGAAAUACAACCCACGAGUUGGAAACACAAAUACGUUAAAGAUGCCAACAGCAAUCACGCAAAGGUUGUGGAUUACAUUGACGGAAGACCUCGCGGACCGAAAGAUCGAGAACCUCCGGGUACGAGUAAAACACCAUCGAGAGGUGGAAGCCUUAAUCUAGGUAAAGAAAGCCAAAGGUACAGAGAACAAGUUCAGGCCAACUUCAGACGUAAAGGUGGUAAUACUUGCAUAAACAAAUCAGGUUCUUCUGAAUUAACCGAAGAUUCUAGUGGAACGUUUGCAUCUCAUCCUGACAGCGAUCAGGAUCCAAUGGACAUCACAACUAGGCAAAGAGUGACGGUUGUGAGAUGGCACAGCUUCCAAAGAGGAUCUCUACGACGGGAUUCGUAUUAUUUAAAUUCUGAUUCGAACAUUCCGUUAGAAUAUCGAUCCAUGAACGCUUUGUCUUGCGGACAAUUGUUGGUAUUGAAAAAAAUGUCACUUUUGAAAUUAACCGCGUGCAUGGAAAAAUAUUGUCCGACUCACAGAACCGGAUGGAAUUGGGAACUUCCCAAAUUUAUAAGGAAAAUCAAAACUCCAGAUUACAAAGACAAAACCGUUUUUGGAGUUCCGUUACUUUUGUCACUACAAAGAAGCGGUCAGGCUUUACCCAAAUGCAUUCAACUGGCACUGAGGUGGUUGAGAAUCAACGCACUAGACCAAGUCGGAUUAUUUCGUAAAUCCGGAGUUCGAUCCAGGAUUCAAACGUUGAAAACGAUGACGGAAAAUCAAGGAGAAUUGAUAAGUUACGAUGGUCAUCAAGCAUACGACGUCGCGGAUAUGGUCAAACAAUAUUUUAGAGAAUUACCGGAAGCUUUGCUCACGAACAAACUAUCGGAAACGUUCAUAUCGAUAUUUCAACAUGUACCCGAAUCGUAUCGUAAAGAUGCCGUGCAGUGGGCUCUACUCCUUCUACCCGACGAACAUAGGGAAGCACUUCAAACCGUUUUGGAAUUCCUCAAUCAGGUUUCGGCAAGAUCGACGUGUAAUCAAAUGACUGCAAGCAAUGUUGCCGUUUGUUUGGCACCCUCUCUAUUUCACCUUCAUCAUCCGUCACCGAAUUCAAUGUCACGAUCAAGCUCUGCAUCCCCGAGGAGAAGGAAAACAGUUGGUGUACCUGAUCAAAGAGAAUUAGGAGAAAAUCGAGCUGCCCACGAUUGUCUUCUGUACCUGAUGAAAGAAAACAAAGAGAUUUUUACCGUUAGCGAAGAUAUGUUUUCCAGUUGCAGAUUUAGCACUAUGGAUUACAGCAUACCGAUGACGUUGGAACAAUUAGGUUCGGAAUUGGUAGACGGUUGGAGAGGGUAUCUAAGAGAAAGUAUUUCGUCAUUUUUAAGAGAAGCCAAAGAAAAGAGUCGAGGUUGGGUAUCCGUACCGUGUUCGUUGGAUAGUUUUACGGAUAUGGCUUAUAAGAAAGUCGGUGACGGUCAUCCGUUGAGGUUGUGGAAAGUAUGGACGGAAGUGGAAGCACCGCCACAGGAAUUAGUACGAAGAGUUCUUAGAGAAAGACACCUUUGGGAUUUGAGCCUUUUAAAAUGGCGAGUCGUUGCCAGAUUGGACGCACAAGCAGAAAUAUUUCAAUUCGUUUGUGGCAGCAUGCCUCCCUUGCCGGCCAAAGACUUUUGCGUAUUGAGGUCGUGGAAAACGGAUUUACCCAAGGGUGCUUGCGUCAUUGUCGAAACAUCGGUCGAACAUCCGGAUGCUUCCGUUUUGUUGGGAGGUGUCCGGGGUGUCGUAUUAGCGUCCAGAUACCUGAUAGAACCCUGCGGAUCGGGAAAAUCGAGAAUAACUCAUUUGUCGAGAGUCGACACGAAGGGUCGAUCGCCGGAAUGGUAUAAUAAAAGUUACGGUCACAUAUGCGCCAUGCACCUUUCCAGAAUCAGAACAUCAUUCAAACACAAUACGGAUGGUCCCGAAAGCAAAGUAUGA
Molecule: messenger RNA, 2910 nt
Organism: Pediculus humanus corporis (human body louse)
Lineage: Eukaryota; Metazoa; Arthropoda; Insecta; Psocodea; Pediculidae
Product: Rho-type GTPase activating protein, putative
Exons: 13
Coding region: 1-2910 (969 amino acids)
Biological process (GO): signal transduction; regulation of Rho protein signal transduction; actin cytoskeleton organization
Molecular function (GO): GTPase activator activity; lipid binding
Source: RefSeq, a predicted model, not a curated record